AUGAAAUUCAUCUCUCUCGCUCUGGUUGGAACAAUCCUGCCUCUUGUCCACGCCAUCGGAAACGCAAUAGUCACCAACUACUGCCAAAGCACCAUAUACGUUUGGUCAGUGGGAUCCUCCACCACGGACUAUCAAUCCGUGGCCAGCAACCAAUCCUAUACCGAGCAAUAUCGAAACGAUCCCGUGAGCGGCGGCAUCACACUCAAAGUGACCGCAGUUGCGGACGGAAUAUACAAUGGUGCUCCAGAAUUGGAUUACGGAUAUAAUUUGGACAACGACACAGUCUGGUACGAUAUAUCCGAUGUUAAUGGCGACCCUUUUGCCGGUUCUUCGGUUGCUCUUGUGCCAUCAAUCGGUACUUGUCGAAGCUUCAUCUGGGCAGAUGGGAUAUCGCCGUCGGGAAUUAAUACGGCUCCUUGCAGCUCUGAUGGGGAUUUGCAGUUGACAUUUUGCUAA
Talaromyces amestolkiae is the source of this 456-nucleotide messenger RNA. RefSeq lists its product as uncharacterized. The transcript has a single exon. The record is from RefSeq and is a predicted model, not a curated record. The coding region runs from base 1 to 456 and encodes 151 amino acids. NCBI's taxonomy places the organism in Eukaryota, Fungi, Ascomycota, Eurotiomycetes, Eurotiales, Trichocomaceae.